CCGCGACUCUCUGAGGAGCUCCCGACCUCAGCUUUCCCCACGGGCGCAUCGUGCAGAUUCAGUAGAAGUCUCUCUUCUACCUCAUCUCACAUCUAUUCUUUGGUAUCCUAUCUGGUUGUCGCAUUCGUGCGCUCCUUCUCAGCCACCAUGGCGGCCAACAAGCAAGGCAAGAUGCAAAACCUCAUCAACUAUCGGAUGAGGGUGACUCUGAACGAUGGCCGACAGAUGACGGGCCAGAUGCUCGCAUUUGAUAAGCACAUGAACCUCGUCCUUGCCGAUACAGAAGAAUUCCGACGCGUUAAACGGAAGUCCAAGCCUGCUGCUGCCCCCUCGACUACUCCUUUGGUGGAAUCGGAAGAAAAGCGAACCCUUGGUCUGACGAUUGUUCGCGGUACCCAUGUCGUCUCUUGCUCCGUUGAUGGACCGCCCCCCGCCGAUCCUUCUACGCGACUUGGAACAAGCGGCCCCGGCGCUGCCGCCGCCGCCGCCACUCUUGCUGCCGGCCCUGGAAUUAGCAAACCCGCUGGACGUGGUCUGCCCGUUGGCCUUGGUGGCCCGGCUGCUGGCGUUGGAGGGCCUCCUCCGCCCGGUGGUUUCCCCGGAUUCCCCCCGGGUGGCUUCCCAGGUGCGCCUCCGGGCUUCGGUGGUCGUGGUGGACCCCCAGGAGGACCUCCCGGAUUUGCUCCGCCUCCGGGAUUUGCGCCUCAGGGCGGCCCUCCGGGCGCUUUCCAACCUCCCCCAGGAUUCCAGCCUCCCGGUCAGGGACGGGGUUUCCCCCCGCCAGGAUUUGGAGGACGGUGAUUUGAUCGAUUGGCCGACCCGGCAUGAUUGCUUUACCAAGUUCCGGCCAUGGGUGUAGUAUGGCGGCAUACAAAGAAUCGGAACCCAAAUGAAAAACCUAUCCUAUCUACUACAUACGCCUGAUCGCGGAAUAGGUCCAGCACAGCAUCCCGAAUUGAAUCAGGCAAAGGCGUUGCGGCGUGUGCGGAUGCAGGGAAAUGCCAAGAAAAGAAACUGGUCGAGCCCCGAAGAGAAGUCGAGGACGACAGGUGUAAUGCUAGAUUAUGCUGCACGCAUUUAUUCGAUUAGUGAAAU
Messenger RNA from Aspergillus steynii IBT 23096, 1095 nucleotides. Its product is annotated as small nuclear ribonucleoprotein-associated protein. Gene Ontology annotation, biological process: mRNA splicing, via spliceosome. The coding region runs from base 148 to 801 and encodes 217 amino acids. Lineage: Eukaryota; Fungi; Ascomycota; Eurotiomycetes; Eurotiales; Aspergillaceae. The transcript is spliced from 6 exons. Gene Ontology annotation, molecular function: RNA binding. The record is from RefSeq and is a predicted model, not a curated record. Gene Ontology annotation, cellular component: U4/U6 x U5 tri-snRNP complex; U2 snRNP; U1 snRNP.